ACGGCCCAAGCCUAAAAGUGAAGUCUUGCGGUCCUGCACGCCGCUUUCUGAGAAGGGCAGGGGCUGAGAAUUAAAAAGAAUUGAGAAAAAAGCAUCUAAGGCUAGGAACGAAGAAGAGGAGGUGGAGGAAGAGAGUCAUGGCGGAGACAGGGGACGAAAAUGCAGGGGAGUUUUACUUGAGGUACUAUGUCGGCCACAAGGGUAAAUUCGGGCAUGAGUUCUUGGAGUUCGAGUUUAGGCCCGACGGCAAGCUGCGGUAUGCUAAUAAUUCCAACUAUAAGAACGACACCAUGAUCCGUAAAGAGGUCUUCGUCACCCCCGCCGUUCUAAAAGAAUGCCGUCGCAUCGUCGUUGAAAGCGAGAUAAUGAAGGAAGAUGACAACAAUUGGCCAGAACCAGAUCGCGUUGGAAGGCAAGAGCUGGAGAUUGUAAUGGGGAACGAGCACAUAUCUUUUACCACUGCUAAGAUUGGUUCUCUCGUGGAUGUCAAUACCAGUAAAGAUCCUGAAGGUCUUCGAAUCUUCUAUUAUCUUGUUCAGGAUUUGAAGUGUUUCGUGUUUUCUCUUAUCUCACUCCACUUCAAGAUCAAACCCAUUUGAGUGUCAGCCAUAUCACCCCCUGGAACAGAAGGAAAGCCAUGUGUUUUGAAGUUGCUUGGUCUGUUGUCCUUUGCCUUGAUAAGUUCGUUAUAUAUUUAAACUUAUAAAUAGCGUUGAUUUGGGUGAUUGUUCAAGUAGAUGAAGUUUGUGAUAUGCUAGUUGUGUAAUUGAAUAUCUAUUCCUUUUGCUCUUGAUAAGCCCUCUUUUCCGCAUUAAUCAGUGGAUCUUCAGGCUUGAGCCUAGGUUGACUCGCAUCUGAUCAGCUCCUCCUUCCUGUUUCUAAUUUAAGACGUGAUUAUUGCAUCUCGGAGGUGGUGUAGGUAUUGUGUUAGUUUUAAAGGGUGAAUUGUGUAACGCAAAACAAAUCUAGUGAUGAGAUAUUUGUCUUUUCUUAUUUCCGGUCAGCAUGUUCUGUCGGUC
This is a messenger RNA of Coffea arabica (coffee), 1019 nucleotides long. RefSeq names its product protein mago nashi homolog. Gene Ontology annotation, biological process: RNA splicing. Gene Ontology annotation, cellular component: nucleus; exon-exon junction complex. The record is from RefSeq and is a predicted model, not a curated record. NCBI's taxonomy places the organism in Eukaryota, Viridiplantae, Streptophyta, Magnoliopsida, Gentianales, Rubiaceae.